This is a messenger RNA of Heterostelium album PN500, 1659 nucleotides long. RefSeq names its product WD40 repeat domain-containing protein (gene utp18). The transcript has 5 exons. Gene Ontology annotation, molecular function: protein binding. Gene Ontology annotation, biological process: rRNA processing. The coding region runs from base 1 to 1659 and encodes 552 amino acids. The record is from RefSeq and is a predicted model, not a curated record. Gene Ontology annotation, cellular component: small-subunit processome; Pwp2p-containing subcomplex of 90S preribosome. Lineage: Eukaryota; Evosea; Eumycetozoa; Acytosteliales; Acytosteliaceae.
AUGACUAAUAAAUCUACUCUUAUUAAAAAGAGACCAUUCGAAACAAAUGGUACUCAAAAGAAUAAUAAUAAUAAGAUCGUUCAAAAUAAAAAUAUCAACGUCAAACAAACAACACAACCAACAACCACCACAAUCAAUAAGAAAUUGAAAACAGAUACAAACAAAUCAAAAGUAAAACAGGUUCAACAAGAGGCAGAGGAAGAAGAAGAAAUUGAAGAGGAAGAAGUAGAUGAAGAAGUAGAUGAACAAGAAGAUGUAUCAGCUGAUGAAGAAGUAGAAGAAGAAGAAGAAGAAGAAGAAGAGGAAGAAUAUAUAGAAGAACAAGAGAUACAAUAUAAACAUAAAGGAUCAGAAUCAGAUUCAGAGGAAGAAGAAGAAGAAGACGGAUCAGAAGAAGAUGAUAAUGAUGAAGAGGCAGAGGGAAAUGGUACAGUUGACAAAAUUAAAGAUAUCGAAUAUACAAAUAAAAACAAUAAACAAGAGAAUGGUCAUCAAACAGAGAAACCUACCAAUGGAAGUGCAUGGGUUGACGAUGAUGACGAUGAAACCAAUGAAGAUAAUAAAAUAAAUAAUGUGUUGUCAGGUAGUUUAUUACCGAAAUGGGCAAAGAAAGAAGAGCAAGAGAAACAAGACGAUCAAGACGAAGAUGAUAUCGAUAUUCAAUUGGAGAAUAAAGUGUUCCAUUCCGAUAGAAAGAUUACAUCGUUCAAAGGAGAGGGUCAUAUCAACACUAAAAUUACUGUAAAGAGAGGAAUUGCUCAACAUGUUAGUAGAAUUGAAUAUAGUGGUGUAUCAAAUAUGAUUUUAUUAGUUCAUACUGCUGGUAUUACUUUAUUCUCUUCAUACAAUCUUGAUAAACCAUUAUAUAGUUCUAUUUUGAAAGGAUUUGGAUGUUCAAGUGCAAUGCCACUACCAAACAGUAAUGAAUGUAUUAUCAUUGGACACAAAUCACAUUACUAUGUUUAUAAUAUGAAAACUGUUGCAUUAAAGAAAUAUACACUUAGAGUUGGAGAUAACUAUCUUAGAUUAUUAUGUGUUUCUAAUGAUUAUUAUGCAAUCUGCGAUUCAUUGGGUAAGAUUUCGAUUCUCUCGUGUAAAUCAAAGACAUUGGUGAAGGAAGUACAGCUGUCACAGAAAGAUGUUUCACUUAUGAGAUUCUCGGCCGAUGGCGAACAUCUCUAUGUGGUGUCGCAAGGUUGGAUCACCGUGUACGACAGCAAGAAAGACUGGCGUAUCGUUCACCGUUUCAAAGACCACGGUAACGUCACAUCGAAAUCGAUUCUCUCGAUUGCUUUCUCACCGAACAACAGUUACUUUGCCACCGGUUCCGAGUCGGGUAUUGUCAAUGUGUAUGAGCGUGUCGCCUGCUUGGCCAGCGAGUCACCACAGCCACUGCACGUCAUCAGCUCACUCGUCAGUCCAGUGACAGACCUCCAGUUCUCACCGAACAACGCGAUGCUACUGAUGAGCUCGUCGACGGACAAGGGUAUCGUUCGUAUUCUCUCGGUGCCAGACUUUAAGGUUGUCAGCUGGUGCGAUGCCAACACCAUGAAGCUCAAACUCGGUGCAGUCACAUCUUCGUCGUUCACCAACGACUGUCGUGUUUUAUAUCUUACAAACGACAAGGGUGCUAUCAUCAAAGUUCGUGGUUUCAAAUGA